Triplophysa rosa is the source of this 1848-nucleotide messenger RNA. Its product is annotated as myosin heavy chain, fast skeletal muscle-like. The transcript has 15 exons. The record is from RefSeq and is a predicted model, not a curated record. Gene Ontology annotation, biological process: actin filament organization; vesicle transport along actin filament. Gene Ontology annotation, cellular component: myosin complex; actin cytoskeleton; vesicle. Gene Ontology annotation, molecular function: actin filament binding; ATP binding; microfilament motor activity. Lineage: Eukaryota; Metazoa; Chordata; Actinopteri; Cypriniformes; Nemacheilidae. The coding region runs from base 1 to 1848 and encodes 615 amino acids.
AUGUCGUGGUCAGAAGCUCAGAGUUACUGUAGAGAGAGUUUCACUGAUCUGGCUACUGUAGACUCUAUGAAUGAUGUGAACAGGACGAUGAAUAAAGUGAAUGAUGGAUACAGUGGAUCAGUGUGGAUUGGACUGAAGAGAGGGGGACAGCAUCGUUGGGCUGCCAGCCAAAUGAAGGGAUCUCUUGAGGACCAGAUCAUUGCUGCAAACCCUCUGCUUGAAGCUUAUGGUAAUGCCAAGACUGUGAGAAAUGACAACUCCUCUCGUUUUGGUAAAUUCAUCAGAAUUCACUUUGGCACAUCUGGAAAACUGUCUAGUGCUGAUAUUGAAACAUACCUGCUGGAGAAGUCUAGAGUGACAUUCCAGCUUUCAGAUGAGAGAGGCUACCACAUCUUCUACCAGAUGAUGACCAACCACAAGCCUGAGCUGAUUGAAAUGACGCUCAUCACCACCAACCCCUAUGACUUCCCCAUGUGCAGUCAGGGUCACAUCACAGUGGCAAGCAUUGAUGAUAAAGAGGAGCUGGUUGCCACUGAUACUGCUAUUGACAUUCUGGGCUUCAGUGGUGAGGAGAAGAUGGGCAUCUACAAGUUCACUGGAGCUGUGCUGCAUCAUGGUAACAUGAAGUUCAAGCAGAAGCAGCGUGAGGAGCAGGCUGAGCCUGAUGGCACAGAGGAUGCUGACAAAGUCGCUUACCUUUUGGGCUUGAACUCUGCUGAUAUGCUGAAGGCUUUGUGCUACCCAAGAGUGAAGGUCGGAAAUGAGUUUGUGACCAAAGGUCAGACCGUGCCACAGGUGUACAACUCUGUUAGCGCUCUGGCCAAAUCUAUCUAUGAGAGGAUGUUCUUGUGGAUGGUUGUUCGUAUCAACCAGAUGUUGGACACAAAACAAGCCAGACAGUCCUUCAUUGGUGUGCUGGAUAUUGCUGGCUUUGAGAUCUUUGAUUACAACAGUAUGGAGCAGCUGUGCAUCAACUUCACCAACGAGAAACUGCAACAGUUUUUCAACCACCACAUGUUUGUGCUGGAACAAGAGGAGUACAAGAAGGAGGGCAUUGUUUGGGCGUUCAUUGACUUUGGCAUGGACUUGGCUGCUUGCAUUGAGCUCAUUGAGAAGCCCAUGGGUAUCUUCUCCAUCCUUGAAGAAGAGUGCAUGUUUCCCAAGGCCUCCGACACAACCUUCAAGAACAAGCUGUAUGAUCAGCAUCUUGGCAAGUGUAAUGCUUUCCAGAAACCAAAGCCUGUCAAAGGCAAGCCUGAGGCCCACUUCUCCCUGGUUCACUAUGCUGGAACUGUGGACUACAACAUCACUGGCUGGCUGGACAAGAACAAGGAUCCACUGAACGAGUCUGUUAUACAGCUGUACCAGAAGUCUUCUGUCAAACUGCUGGGUACUUUCUACCCACCUGUUGUUGAAGAGAGUGGCAAGAAGGGAGGCAAGAAGAAGGGUGGUUCCAUGCAGACUGUGUCUUCUCAGUUCAGAGAGAAUCUGGGCAAGCUGAUGACCAACUUGAGGAGCACUCACCCUCACUUUGUACGUUGUCUGAUUCCCAAUGAGUCCAAGACUCCAGGUCUCAUGGAGAACCACCUGGUUAUCCACCAGCUAAGGUGUAAUGGUGUACUGGAAGGUAUCAGAAUCUGCAGAAAAGGCUUCCCCAGCAGAAUCGUCUAUGGUGACUUCAAACAGAGAUACAAGGUGCUGAAUGCCAGUGUUAUCCCUGAGGGACAAUUCAUGGACAACAAGAAAGCUUCUGAGAAACUCCUGGGAUCCAUCGAUGUUGAUCAUGACCAGUACAGAUUUGGACACACAAAGGUUCACAUUCUGCUUCACGAUUAUCCGUUUUUUUAG